AUGGAGGGCAACAAGAAGGUCUUCAAGGAAAGGGGAGAAUUGGCCAAAGGCAGCUCCAGUAUUCAACAGGGCAGCUCCCCUGAAGGCAGGGACAAUGUGCCUGGCAGAGUGACUGUGGGCCUGGGGCGGUGUUGGAGCAGUAUAAAAAUGGGCCCUUCUCACCACUCUCUCAUCCACUCCUCUCUUCUCCAUCUCACGGGGAACAAGGUGCACGUGCAGCCCCAAGACAUGUCCUGCUACAGCCCGUGCCGGCCCUGCCAGCCCUGCGGCCCCACCCCGCUGGCCAACAGCUGCAAUGAGCCCUGUGUCAGGCAGUGCCAGGACUCCCAUGUGGCCAUCCAGCCCUCGCCUGUGCUGGUGACCCUGCCCGGCCCCAUCCUCAGCUCCUUCCCACAGAACACCGCCGUGGGAUCCUCCACCUCUGCUGCUGUUGGCAGCAUCCUCAGCUCUCAGGGAGUGCCCAUCAACUCUGGGGGCUUUGGCCUCUCAGGCUUGGGCAGUGGCCUCUGUGGCACAAGGUGCUUCCCCUGCUAA
This is a messenger RNA of Hirundo rustica (Barn swallow), 534 nucleotides long. RefSeq names its product feather keratin 1-like. Gene Ontology annotation, molecular function: structural constituent of cytoskeleton. The record is from RefSeq and is a predicted model, not a curated record. The transcript is spliced from 3 exons. Bases 1 to 534 code for a protein of 177 amino acids. Lineage: Eukaryota; Metazoa; Chordata; Aves; Passeriformes; Hirundinidae. Gene Ontology annotation, cellular component: intermediate filament.